Dama dama (fallow deer) is the source of this 7997-nucleotide messenger RNA. RefSeq names its product biogenesis of lysosomal organelles complex 1 subunit 5 (gene BLOC1S5). Bases 42 to 608 code for a protein of 188 amino acids. The transcript has 5 exons. Lineage: Eukaryota; Metazoa; Chordata; Mammalia; Artiodactyla; Cervidae. Gene Ontology annotation, cellular component: transport vesicle; BLOC-1 complex. The record is from RefSeq and is a predicted model, not a curated record.
CGCAAGCGCAACGCGGUCGCGAGUGGGCGGAGCUGGUCGGGAUGAGCGGCGGUGGGACGGAGACCCCUGUGGGUUGCGAGCCCGCCCCGGGCGGCGGCGGCAAGAAGAAGGACUCUCUGGGAUUCGCGGGCUCGCCGGCGCACCUCAUUAUCAAGGAUCUUGGAGAAAUUCAUUCAAGGCUCUUAGAUCACAGACCAGUUAUCCAAGGUGAAACCCGUUAUUUUGUGAAAGAAUUUGAAGAAAAACGUGGUCUUCGAGAAAUGCGAGUUCUUGAAAAUCUGAAGCAUAUGAUCCAGGAGACAAAUGAACAUACUCUUCCGACGUGUAGAGCAACAAUGCAAGACAACUUAAACCAAGUUCUCCAGAGAUUGCAAGCAGCUACUGACUCGGUCUGUAGACUCCAGCAGAGGGAACAGGAGCGAAAAAAGAUUCAUAAUGACCUUUUGAUAGCUCGUGAGAAACAGCAGGUGACGCAGUGGGAGGACUUCAUGAAAGAGCAGCACAGCAAGCAGGCCGAAGUGGACGGGGAGCACGGGAAGGCCCUGGAGAAGCUCAGAGAGCAGUAUGCCGAGAUGGAGAAGGGCCUGGCCAGGUUCUCAACCUUCUGAGCAUGUGAGCCACAGCAGUGACGAACUGCCGAGGAAAAGCUGACCAAAAACGGCUCCCACCCAACCAGCUAGCCUCUGCUUCACGCUCAGCAAAAUAUUCGAUGGCACCCUUCUGUCGGAAGACGGAGCCCUCUCCUGGGGCCUUCGCUGUGUCCUAGAGGAGUGCCACCUCUUUCCAGUUUCAAGUGCCUCUAAAUGAUCCUUCGAAGGGGAAGAAGCUGGAGGAAAGUGGUGUCCACAUGCUCUCGGCUAUUGUGGACCAGUCGUGGUUUCCAUUGAUUGAUUAUCUCAGAGAACGAACCGUAAGUACAGACUUCUUAGGGAAGUAAUGUAAUUCAUCCUUCUGCAGGGUUAAUGUUAGUUUAUCAUUAUGGCUUAGAAAGCAGAGAUGGUGUCUGCCUGUCAUGGCCUCCUUGGCUCUUGAAGGAAUGUAUAUGGUGUUAUUCCAUGAGUAAUGUAGACAGAAACAGCUGUCCCAGGAGCAGAGAUCAUAGUGAAGAGAGAGGAGCGUCAGACCGCAUCUCUGCUGUGACAUGGGGCCACGCUGGUCUCUGAACAGUCCGCUGGGAGAAGUUGUCGUAUAACGCCGUGUUUUCGCUGGGCAACAAGACACGCUUGUUAAGAUUGUGGCCUUCCAACAUUCAUGUUUUCAGCUUUGUUUAAAACAUGCUUACAAGGAAAAGCUUACCAGAAACACAGUUGACUUUGAACCUUUUCAAGAACCAUAAUCUUGCCCAUAGUCUUUACCUCAUUUUUACGUCUGUUUUUGCUGUGGGUAAGCUUUGUAAGAGAAAUAACAUCUCUACAUGUUUCAGCCAUUUAAUGAGUAAUCAGCAAAUUCUGCCAAGGCCUCCCUCUGGAACCGUAUAAAGAUCCUGGCUCUGAGUAAACCAGAAGUAUUUGCCCACACGGCAAAUGAUCCAUGUUAAAUGUAAAUCCUUUUUAGUGUUGAACGUCUGUCCUCAUAAGCAGGUGUAUUAUGAUGAAACAUGUACCAGUUCUGUCAUCACUGUGAUCUUUAAAAAUCUGCAUUUAACGGUCUAAUUGAGGAACUAAAUAGAUUUUUUUUUUAAUUUACCAUGAACCAAGCAGAAUUUUAUGCAGUAAUUUCGAGAUGAAGGUGAGGUAUGGAGAGGCCUCUCGGGUGUUUUCCUCGUUGCUCUUCAGUGAAGAAAACACCCAGCUCGCUUGUGUUACCUCAGUGUUGCUGCUGCAGAAGAGUGACAAUGCCCGCCUGUGUGAAUUUAUGGCUUACUGUCAAGGCUUCAUUCUUGGCUGCAUGUUGAAAAUGUGAUUAAAGUUAAUAGAGGAGAUGAAAUAAGUAUUUGAGAUUUCUUUCAAUAACACAGAACUUCUGCCAACUCCCUCUGUCCGCUACUGUAGGCUUGACAGGCUCAUCCAUCAUCCUCUGGUACCUGGACCAAAAAGAGUACUUGCUGACAUGCAGGCAUGUUGGAAUUUUCUUAAUUCUCUUUUCAGUGGAUGGAAAAAGAAAACAUACUUCCAAAAAUAUCCUGCACAUGAAAAGGGAGGGGAACCCUAAAUGAAAAUUCCCUUUGUACUGUAGGCAGUUUCAGAAGAGCUAUUAAUUGCCAGUGCACCGCUGAACAGAUGCUGGAACCAGGAAACCAGGGUCGUGUGUGUGAGCAGUAACGAUUCCUCCACUUGUGCAUAGAUUUUUGACCAUGUUCAUUCAUCUCGUGUGAAUAAUAAAUACUUUACCAUAUGAGUUUGUAUAUAUUAUAUGAGGAUCUAAGGGCCUUCUUAAACCAAAAUGACUUUAUGAACUUUUUGAGCUUUAAACAUUGAUGCUAAAUCUCAUCUUUGUAACUUUUUUAGCUACUCAGUAUACCUUAAGAAGAGAUGGUUGGUUCUCUUUCCUUUUAAUAUUUUUAGUAGUGAACACUUUCACUUAUAUUUCUCAGUUUCUAAAUCACUUUUGAUAUGUAUUUUAUUUAUAUAUAAGAAUUUGCUUUAGUGGUUAUAUAAUAAACAGAUUUCUGCUGUUAUGGUGUCUAGCAGAAUAUGGCUUCUCCGUGGCUCACAGGAUUACUGUCUAAUGAGAAAAUGAAAUAAUGUUUUGUCAAUUUAAAGUGUAGACAUGUUUGUUUUUAAAUUCUAACUCUUUUUUAUUUUCUGUCAUGAUUUCUUUUUUUUUUUACUUGCAUAUGUGGUUUUUUUUUUUUUCCUAACAUGUAGACAAAAUUUUAAGUUCUGUUCUUACUGAUUUCUGCUUUCAUUGGACUGUUGUCCAAGAAUAGAUUCAUAUAAGACUGAACUGUUACAACUUGUUGAGAUUUGCCAUCUGACUUAAAAUAUGGUCAGUUUUUGUAAAUGUUGUGUUAGUGCUCGAGAGUAUGCCUAUUUCCAGUUGUUGGGUGUUCAUUAGACCAAACUGUUAAUUGUAUUGGCCAGAUAGUCUCUAUUUUAAUGUUCUUUUUUCUUCUACUUGAUCUUUCAGAUUCUAAGAGGUGUUAAAAUUUUCUGUUCUAGUAGAUUUUCUAAUUUCUCUCUGUAAUUGUGUUAGUUUUUGUUUUAUAUGUUCUGAAACUUUGUUAUUCCAUCUAUUACAAGUUUAGAAUUAUUUAUCUUCCACAUUUAGAAUUGAAUCUUACAUUUGUUGUCACAGCUUCUAUUUCUAACAAUGUUUUUAUAUCAUUUUAUGUUGCCUUAAAAUCUUAUGUUUCUGAAAGAAAUAUUUAUAUAGGCCACACCAGCUAGUUAGUGUUAGUAUGGUAUAUGUUUCUCUGUUCUUCUGUCAGACCUUUAUGCUGUGUUUUCAUGUACCCACUAAAAACUAACUAGAUUUUUUUUUUUCUUUCUAUCUAUAUUUUAGCUGGAGACGCUAAUUGAUUUACAUUUGUGGAAAUUACUAACAUAUUAGGGUUUAUUUAUACCAUCUUAUUGUGCUUUUUGUUCUACCAUUUUAUCAUCUCUCUGCCCUUGGGUGUUCCCCACCCCCAUCUUCUGCAUUGAGUUUCUUGUUUUUCCAUCUACUUUUUCUCUGCUAGUUUAAAAGGUAAAACUCAAAUUUUGUCUUUUUAGUGCUUACCGUGAAUUUUAGUUUGCAUUUUAGUAACAGAAUCUAAAGUUUUAUGUUUUCACUCUUAGGCUGAACAUCAGACUUCUGAACACAAUCUGAUUGCCUUCCCUUAAUUUAUAAGUGUCUAGAAUUUUAGUUUUAUCUCCGUUUAAUUCCAAAAUAGUUAUUGUAUACAGUCAGUAUUUGUUUAAAUUUACCUACAAGUUUACUGUUUUAUUGUCCUUGAAAGUUAGCUGGGUAUACAAGUCUGGAUUGGCAGUUACUUUCUCUCAUUGUUUAAUAAUGCCGCUCCACUCUUGUGUUGCUUCCGCUGAUUCUUCUGAAAUGACCCUUGUUAGCUGGUUAGUGUUCCUUUGUAGGUAAUCGGUCUUCUCCUUUGGGUUAUGUUUAAGUUCUUUAUCUCUGACAUGCUGCAAUCAAAUGUCAUUAUACUAAAACCUGUCUGCUGUGGAUUUCUUUUUAUUAAUCUACUCAGAUUCACUGAGCUGCUUGAAUCUGAGAGUUGGUGCCUUUCAUGAAUUAUGGAAAAUUUUCAGCUUUGACCUCUUUGAGUAAUAUACCUUUGCAUGUUCUCAGUUCUCUACUUUAGGAAAUCAAAUUAGACUUAAGUUUUACCAUCUCACUCUGUUCUUUAUAUCUCAUAAUCUCUGUUUCAUAUUUUUCUCAUUGUCUCUGUGUUGAACACUAGAUAAUUUCUUUACAUCUGUUGUCCAGUUCACUAAUUGUGUUUUCUCGCUGUCUCUAAUGUAUUUAACCUGUCUAUUGUUCUUAAUUGUGAUUAUAUUUUUUCAUUUCCAGAAAUGUUUGGUUCUUUCUCAAACUUCCUUGGUCAUUUGGGGUAGUUCCUCUAUUCUCUCUUUUUCUUUUCUUUUAUCAUAUUAAAUUUUCUUAUUUUAUAUUCUGUUUAUGAUAAUCUCAAUAUUUUUAUCCUUUUUUUGUGGAUCUGAAUCUAUAGUCUGUUUUGUCCAAAACAAGUGUAUGACUUGUUUUCUGAUGUGAUCAGUGAAUUGUUGUUGUGCAUUGACAUUCCUCUGAACUCCAUUUUGGGGAAUUUUUGAUACAUUCCAGCAGACAAGUUUGCCAUGUUGUUUUUUCCCAGCACUUGCGUUUUGGGCCUGCUAACCCUGGGCCGCAUCAGGGUCAGAGCUCCCUUGGGUUUCCCCCGCUCCUUCCCUGUCCUUCAGCGUGUCUGUGUGCUCGCCGACACGCACAGCCUUGUGAAUUUCCUCCGCAGACACGCAGCAGUGUCAGGCCGUGAUAAGGCAUUCCUGGAGACUUUUUUCAUCCUUCAUAUCUCCACUUGGAACGCAGCCGAGAAAUGUACGGUGUUUCCUAGCUCACACCCUGAGAGGGGCCUUUGGGGAGUCAUCAGUGGUGUUGCGGUCCAGCUCAGUCCCUCUUGUGGGUUGAAUCGUGUCCCCCAAAUUCAUAUGUUGAAGCCCCAGCCUCCAGUGCAUCUGUAUUUGGAGAUGGCGCUGAUAAGGAGGUAAUUACGGUUGAAUGGAGUCAGAAGGGUGGGGCCCUGAUCUGACAGAGCCUGUCUUACAAGAAGAGACCGUCUCUCCAUGUGCACACAGAAAAGGUGGCUGUCUGCAAACUAGAAAAGAGGUCACAACAGGAUGGAAUUUUAUGGCGCCUUGAUCUUGGACAUCUUGCCUCCAGACCAUGUGAAAAUGAUUUUCUUGUGUGUAAGCUGCCCGUCUGUGGAGCUGUGUUACCGUGGCCCGAGCAGACCAACACAGUCCCAGGCCGUGAUUCCUGCCCCCCAUGCAGGUGUAGUCCUUAAAACUGGGGUCCUUCUAGGCGUCAGGGGUGGGACCUGGGACAGUUAUCAGUUCCGUAGCCAAACUGUCUUGUGGAAUUUCAGCUUUUCCCAGUAUAUCUUCAGUUGUGUUCAUUAAUUUGCCAUGAGCUCAGCCAUAUAAAAAAAAAAAAAAAUAGUUUAAAUUUUCUCCAGCAUUUCAGUUGUUCAGUAGCUAGUGAGAUUUCUCUAUACAGAAAUAGUGUGUGACACGCCUUUAUUUAAAAUGGAUAACCAACAGGGACCUACUAUUCAGCACAGGGAACGCCUCCCAGUGUUACAUGGCAGCCUGGAGGGGAGGGGAGUUUGAGGAGGAAUAGAUGUGUGCGUGUGUAUAGCUGAAUCCCUCCGCUUUUCACCUGGAAAUACAACAACAUUGUUUGUUAAUCAGCUGUUCAGUUCAGUCGCUCAGUCGUGUCCGACUCUUUGCGACCCCAUGAAUCGCAGCACGCCAGGCCUCCCUGUCCAUCACAAACUCCUGGAGUUUACUCAGACUCAUGCCCAUCCAGUCAGUGGUGCCAUCCAGCCAUCUCAUCCUCUGUCAUCCCCUUCUCCUCCUGCCCCCAACCCCUCCCAGCAUCUUUUCCAAUGAGUCUUUUCCAGUGAGUCAACUCUUCGCAUGAGGUGGCCAAAGUACUGGAGUUUCAGCUUCAGCAUCAGUCCUUCCAAUGAACACCCAGGACUGUUCUCCUUUAGGAUGGACUGGUUGGAUCUCCUUGCAGUCCAAGGGACUCUCAAGAGUCUUCUCCAGCACCACAGUUCAAAAGCAUCAAUUUUUCGGUUCUCGGCUUUCUUCACAGUCCAACUCUCACAUAUAUACAUGACCACUGGAAAAACCAUAGCCUUGACCAGACGCACCUUUGUUGGCAAAGUAAUGUCUCUGCUUUUUAAUAUGCUAUCUAGGUUGGUCAUACCUUUACUUCCAAGGAGGAAGCGUCUUUUCAUUUCAUGGCUGCAAUCACCAUCUGCAGUGAUCUAAUCAGCUAUACCUUAAUACAAAGUAAAAAGUUAAAAAUGUCAAAAAAUAAAGUUACCCAAAAAAAGAAAUGGCAUGUUAGAUAGGUAUACGUGGAUUUUAUUAUGUUCAAAUUUCCCUCCUAAAACACCAUGUCCAUAUUCUAGUAUAAAGGAUGAUGUCUUUUCUUUCAGUCAUUGUGCCUAAUGUUUUCUAUUUGGUGGUUUCUUUUUUUAUUAUUGUUAUUAUUAGGUUUCUUGUUGUCUGUAAGCUAAUUUUAUUGUUUCUGUUCCGUUGAAUUCUUUUCACUAUUCGUGAGCUAAUAAAAGCAAAUAAGAGCAGAGUAGUCUUGUUUUGAACCUGCGUAACUCUUAACCUGAGUACUUCAUUUUGGAAUUUUCUUUUCUUUUAGGACAUUAUUGUAGUUUGUGAAAAUGUGCCAGGUCCCUGUUAUAAGUAUGUAGAUAGAAGUACUAGAUUUGUGGUAUUAACCCCAAAGUUCGAUGAAAAUCAGGAGAAAUCACAGAUGCCUCCAAUGUACAUUGUGAAUUCUCCUUUUUGCUUCUGUCACACAUAGGUUUUUCAGUCUGAACACUUCUGUUUACUUCUUGAACUGUCUUCUACAGUACGUAUGUUUCAAUACAUUGGGUUGUGGUUGCCAUUGCAAAUUAAAAGGCAGAGGGUUUUAUUGCUUUGUAAUUUGGCGUAAUGAUUGCCUUUUCUGAAAUUGUACCCUCAGGCCUCUUUUUUGUCAUUUUACAGCUGUAAGUCUUUAUCUCAGGAUGAAAAAUAUCAGAAAAAAAUAUUUAAAAUGUUAAUUCAGUCAAACUAUUUGAAGCUAGAUCAUUAUAGAGAAUGCAUUUUUAGUAGCCUGCUUUUAGUCCUUCAGAAAGGUUUUACAAUUAUUUCAUUAAUUUUCAACUCCAAUUAAAUGCAGAGAUUAAUAUUUUAUUGACUUAGUGUAACUCAAAGUCAUACAAUGAAUAGAGGAUGGCAAAUUAGUUGUGUCACUUAUUACCUGCUCUUUCUUACUCUUCUCAUUUUUUUAACUGCUAAAACAGUGUUUUCUUGUGACUUGCCUGUCCACCUUAGCAAAGCCGUAUUUUCUCUGAUAUUUUCAUAUUUGUGUUCCAUAAACAAGAGGAAAAUAACCUGGGUUUUCAAACACCGUGCACUCAACAGAGCAAUAAAUUAACAGUUACACUAUUUUGAUCCUCACAAAAGUCCGGAUUCAAACUAUCUGUGGAAAUAGUCAAUUUAUGGUAAGUAAAUACAAUAAUUAUAUCUGUAUAACACAGCUUACAGUAUACUUUUUAAGUGCCUUAUAUAAUGUAAUCUUACUUCAUCCUUCUAAACAAGAUGUGCUCACUUUGAUUUUAGAGAAAGAGUAAGACGGUAGAAAUAUAGGGAAUUUAGUGUUUUGGUCACCUAAUGUUGAACUGGCAACCACACAUCAGAUAAACAGUACUUUUAUGGUUCAAAAAAAAAACAACUCCUUAAUGUGUGUUAACUGAUUGACUUUUUGCUGUAUAGCAGAAACUAACACAUUGUAAAUCAACUAUAUACCAAUAAAUUUUUUUGAAUGAAAAA